AUGGGCUUUUGGGACGGUUCAAGAUGGCUUUGGAGCCUAGAAUGGAAGCGUGUUCUUAGGCCUCAUGAUCUGGCGGAGCAGGGCCGGUUACUCUCUCUCCUGGAUUCGGUUGCCCCUGACCCUCAAUGCACUAAUAAGUUUAUUUGGGCCCCCGACAAAAACGACAAAUUUUCAGUAAAAUCCCUCACUGGGCUGCUGGAUUCCUCCUCGGCUGUUGUACCCUCCGAAAUUUUCAAAAAUAUCUGGAAAGGGUUAGUCCCUCACAGAGUUGAGAUAUUCAUAUGGUUUGCCCUACUUGGGAAACUUAACACGAGAGGAAAGCUCUCAAGGCUCUCAAUCAUCCCACCAUAUGAGGCUUCGUGUGUCUUCUGCCGAGACCAUAUUGAAUUUGAAGACCACCUAUUUAUUCACUGCGACUUCGCGAGAGGGGUAUGGAAUUGGUGGCUCUCAAUCUGGGGCCUUCGGUGGGUUCUUCCCAUAUCUUUGAAAGACCUAUUCUCCCAAUGGCAUUGUGUUUCAUCAGACUAUUUGUUCAAGAAAAUCUGGAGGGCAUCAUUCUUCAUUAUUGUGUGGGCAUUGUGGAAGGAGCGUAAUGCUCGUAUUUUCCGCAACUUAUCUUGUUCACCCCAACAAAUUCAUGACUUGAUUCUUCUUCGCCUUUGUUGGUGGAUUCGUGGAUGGAAGGAUCCAUUUCCGUAUUCUUGUAAUGAAGUCCUUCAAAAACCCCUAUGUCUCAAAGGAAUCUCCCUUGCAAGGACUAAGCCUCCUACUAUCAAUGCUCUCAAUGUGUCAUGGAGCCCGCCCUCUCAUCUGUCUCUCAAAUGGAAUACUGAUGCGUCAUAUGAUCCACUAUGCAACCUCAGCGCAAUAGGGGGAGUUCUACGUAAUAAUAUGGGGAAUUUUAUUUGUCUGUUCUCAUCUCCUAUCCCUCCUUUGGAGAUUAACUCUGUUGAAGUGUAUGCAAUCUACAGAGUAAUAAAGAUUACUCUAUCAUCCCCUGAAAUAUCAUCUCAUCACAUCAUUUUUGAAUCAGACUCUGCAAAUGCUGUUAGAUGGUGUAAUGAUAAAGCUGGUGGGCCUUGGAAUCUAAAUUUCAUGUUGAACUUCAUUCGCCAUGCAAUCAGUUCGCAGCUUAAUGCUCAAGUUAUUCAUAAAGGUAGGAGUUCAAACGCAGUGGCAGACUCCCUGGCAAAGCAAGGCCUUCGAAGAGAAAAUGAAUUCAUAGCCUGGCUGUAA
Molecule: messenger RNA, 1236 nt
Organism: Beta vulgaris subsp. vulgaris (sugar beet)
Lineage: Eukaryota; Viridiplantae; Streptophyta; Magnoliopsida; Caryophyllales; Amaranthaceae
Exons: 1
Coding region: 1-1236 (411 amino acids)
Molecular function (GO): RNA-DNA hybrid ribonuclease activity; nucleic acid binding
Source: RefSeq, a predicted model, not a curated record